Penaeus monodon (black tiger shrimp) is the source of this 1490-nucleotide messenger RNA. RefSeq lists its product as uncharacterized. The record is from RefSeq and is a predicted model, not a curated record. Lineage: Eukaryota; Metazoa; Arthropoda; Malacostraca; Decapoda; Penaeidae. The transcript is spliced from 2 exons. The coding region runs from base 1 to 1293 and encodes 430 amino acids.
AUGAAGCUCUUAAUAUUUUUCCUUGUGUCAUCCCUCGUGCCUUCGGCUAUUCCAAGCUCUCUCGGCUACGGGCGUUCAAGUGGUUCACGGCAAAGAAUAACUGCAGCACAAGGAUCUUUAUUAGGACAAGGAAUAUCUGCUGGCAGAGCCGUGUCCACUGGCGGUCAGACAGCACAGAGACUCUUACCUAGUCAGGUUGGAGCUACACGACAGAGGGCGUCAGUAAACACAGCCUUGGCCGCAGGCAGAGGAACUGGCAGAGGCCAAGGUUUGUCUUUGGGGUCAGGCUCUGUGUUUCCCAGUAACGUUCCGACGGCCCCCUUGCCGCGAUGUGUGGAAGGCGAGGUGAGAAAUAUAGAUGGCAGUUGUGUUAUCCCCGAGGUGACCCGUUCAGUCUUUGUUUACGAACCUCCUGCGCACCUACAGUUGUCCCCAGGUCCACCUCCGGACAUUCCUCUACCUAGGAUUGAACGGAAUGUCGUGUUUGUUCGGUUACCUGAAGGUGGAGGAGCUCCAGAACCAAUCAUUAUUCCUCCUCCAGCACAGAACAAUGUUAUCUACGUCCUCAACAAACAAACUGGAGGCGGACAAGCGCCAAGAGUAAUCGAAGUACCAGCUCCACCAUCCACUAGUCCCGAAGUAAUUUUCGUUAAUUAUGAGGACGGUGAAAACCCAAUUCUUCCGGGAGGAUUUGAUCUUCAGACUGCACUCAGUGCAGCCAUUGCAUCAGGCGGUCAAGUUAUUAAUGGCGCUGGAGGUGUUGGCGGGUUUGGAGGCAGCAGUGGCCUCGGAGUAAGUGGUGGUUUGUCUGGCGGCAGUGGCGGAUUUGUAGGCAGCAGUGGAUUUGGAGUCAGUAGUGGUUCAUUAGGCGGCAGUGGCGGAUUUGGAGGCAGCAUUGGGUUUGGAAGUAGUGGUGGUUUUGGAGGCAGUGGUGGAUUUGCAAGCAGUAGUGGCUUUGGAAGUAGUAGUCUUGGGGGUAUUGGCGGCCUUGGAGGAGGUAUAGGUUUUACAGGGACAGCAAAUGAAGGAAUCCCCGACAGUUAUGCCAGCUAUGCAAGCAGUAGUAAUAAUAUUGAAGUUGAACUGACAAAUGAUGUUGGCACAGGAAAUGCGGGAGAUGUUAGUUCUUUUGCAGAUUCAAAUGUAGGGACUGGAGUCGUUGAAAAUGAAAGCAAAGAAUCCGGAGUUUUACUGGUAUCAAGAAUGACUCCAGUGAUUACUGAUGCUGGUGAUAGUCUUGAAUCCCUUACUGGGGCUACGAUAGCCUUGUCGAGCAGCUACAAUACUCCCUAAUGUGAUUAGAAGCCUGACUAGUCUAGUCAUCUGUUAUUUUGUUAAUGAUAACGGUUAUCUUUCGUUAAUGAUGGCUGUUUAUCUUCUGUUAUUGAUGACUCCUCAUCUUUUGUCAAUUAUUGUUAAUAGUUUGUUAAUAACUGUAUUUUAUAUUUUGUAAUAAAUGUCCAUAAAAUGAAUAAAAUAUAAAAUGAUAA